GCGGUGCGGGACCCAAAAAUUCCAAUAAGAAAACUUCGGUUGCAACAUAAAGAUAAUCCAAGGUGGGCUUUAUUUUCCUAUUGCAUUUUGUUCUGAUCGUCGUUUCAUAAUUCUAUGCUGUUGUUCGAGCAUUGAUUGCACACGGAAGAGAGUGAUCCACGCUUUCUUGUGCGAUCAUGAGAGUCAGUUCAGUUCCGUUAUUGAUCAGCUUCGGAGUUUGUUGAUUGAAGUGUGCUCGUAUAGUGAAACCAGUGGUUCUCGGUUGCUAAGUGCAAAUUUGGAAAUUGUUGAGCUCUGAAAUUGUUCCGUUUUAACAACAGUCAAAAGCCAGCACAAUGAACAAACCUGACAUCUGUAACACGGAGUCCACCCACUACUGGACCAUUCAUGAUGCCAUCCAUGGCAAGGUAACUUAUCCGGGAUACGUUCGUGAAAUAGUUGACACGCCACAGUUUCAAAGACUUCGUAAUCUGAAGCAGCUUGGUGUCAGUUCAAACGUAUUUCCUUGCAGUACUCACACGCGUUUUGAGCACUGUUUGGGAGUGUGCUUUUUGGCUGGAAAGCUACUGAAGAUAUUGGAGAAAAAUUCUGGUGUUCAGAUCAGUGAUAUACAUCGAAAAUGCGUGAUGUUAGCAGCACUUUUACACGACGUUGGUCAUGGUCCCUUCUCGCACAUGUGGGAGGAUUUCGUGCACAAUGGAAGCGAUAAAGAUUGGACGCACGAAAAGUCGUCAUGUGAUAUGGCUUGUCAACUGUUUGCCGCUAAUAACAUACAACUGUCGCAGGAAGCGUACGAGCAUUACUACGCCGAACAGUUGAUCUGUGCCUUGAUAACAGGCAAUCAGGAGGCUCUUCGGACGCUUUUAACGCCGGACACCAUGUUUCUGUCGGAGAUCAUCCACAACAAGAAGUUCAAAUUAGAUGUCGAUAAGUGGGACUAUCUGCUGAGAGAUUUGUUCUAUUUGGACGGUGUUGUUCGUAUCAGCACCGAUUUCGUGCGUUUGUUCGAUAAUGCCCGGGUGAUCCGUGGCGGAGAUGGUGUUACUCAUAUCGCCUAUCGAGCUGCCGAUUAUUCGGCUGUGAUCGAAUUGUUUGAGGCUCGAGCCACUCUGCACAUCGAGUGCUAUCAACAUCGCACCGUGCUCGGGCUGCAAAGAAUGAUAAUGGAUGGGCUCACAUUGGCAGAAGAAUGUGGAUUUAAAUUAAAAGGUGCGAAAAUGUCCGAAGCACACCAAUCGCCACAAGUGUACCUCUACUUGGAUGAUAGUAUCGUGAAGCUGAUUGAAAUUAGCGACAGUGUCAAGCUGCUGCCGGCACAACAAUUGCUAGAUCGAUUCCAUCAGCAUCGAAAGUACCGUGUAGUUCAUGUGUCUAGUCAACCAAUUGAUGUUGAAAGCCUUAACAAACUAUUCGCAACGGAUGAGUUCUUCCAGUUGCACAAGAAAAUCCCGUAUGCAAGUGAGAUGGCGCCACGAAAUGUCCCCCUCUAUGAUGAUCAGGGUCGGUUAGUGGAAAACCGCACUAUUGUCGACAGUAUUAUAAGCAAUCUCCGCAAUCAGGGCUUCUUCGAGCAGUAUUUGGUGUACUGCAAAUCUACGGAGCCUGAAAUCGUUAGUCGUGCCCGAAAGUACCUGGAAUCAUUGCCCUUAGAAAAGCAAUGUUGAGAGAAAAGCUUGCGUAUUAUUUUAUUUUGUAGUUUGGUAUUUUAUGUUGAAAGUUUAUUAUUUAUUAUUGUUUUAACGAUACAUGCGAACACUGUCUUUGGUAGUCUAUCUCAAAUAUAAAUAGAAAUUUGCUACGUUUUGCUGUUUCGGAAUACCAAAGUUUUCGUGUAUCACUGCAGUUUUAUAGUUGUUCACGUCAUGUAGUGAGUUUCGUUUGCAUUAGAUAAUUAGAUUGAGUCGAAUAGGGAAAUCAAGUUCUUUUUUGUGGCCUAGUGUAAGGUUUUCAUUCAGUUAUGGAACAAAUACAAAUUAAAAUUAACAUCAUAAA
Messenger RNA from Wyeomyia smithii (pitcher-plant mosquito), 1992 nucleotides. RefSeq names its product deoxynucleoside triphosphate triphosphohydrolase SAMHD1 (gene fal). The transcript is spliced from 9 exons. Gene Ontology annotation, cellular component: nucleus. Gene Ontology annotation, molecular function: dGTPase activity. Gene Ontology annotation, biological process: dGTP catabolic process. The record is from RefSeq and is a predicted model, not a curated record. Lineage: Eukaryota; Metazoa; Arthropoda; Insecta; Diptera; Culicidae. Bases 336 to 1664 code for a protein of 442 amino acids.